AUGUUUAUGGUACCGGAUAUGAAAGAUAAAUAUGACAAAUAUUGGGGUGACUAUGAUACUAUAAGUGAUUAUGUAUUCUUUGCGACAUUGUUAGAUCCUCAAUGCAAGUCAAAGUUUAUGAAAGUUGUUUUUACCCAAAUGCUUAAAGCCAAGAACAAAGAUAAAAAAAUGUCCGCUGAUGAGAUAGAAUCCAAAGCACGUGCAAAGGUUAUUGAUAUCAAAUGCAAAUUGGACAAGUUUUUCAAGACAUACUUGGAAAGGUCAAACAUGACCUCAUCGUCUCAACAAGAAACUCCCGAAGAAGUUGUUAAUUUUGAUGACGAAAACGAAUUCUUUGGAAGCUAUAUGAAUUCGGGAAGUUUCCCCUCGACUUCGUCAGAAAGUCAAUUGCAACGAUACUUAAACGAGGAUCCAAUCGGAUUUGACAAAGGAUAUGAUAUCCUCACAUGGUGGAAAAAUAAUGCGGUGCGGUUCCCGAUUGUUGCUCGAAUGGCAAGAGAUAUUUUGGGGAUGCAAAUUUCCACCGUAGCAUCCGAAUCCACAUUCAGUAACGGUCGUCGAGUAAUUACCGACUACCGUACUAAUUUGUCCGUUGUGAUUGUGGAGGCAUUGAUAUGCACUCAAGAUUGGCUAAGAAAGAGUAGCUUGCCUAUAUAUGACUACGACGAAGUGCACGAUGUGUUAGAUGACGAUGACCUCGCUAUCGACAUUGUGGAUUUUAUACACAACUUGAAGCUAACGGGGAAAAGAUCGGAGAAUUAGUCAAAAUGUCAAAGAAAUGUUGGAAUCCACAUAUUAGACUUUGUUUUUUUUUUUGUUGGUGAAACUUGGAAGUAUAUUUUGAAUGUCGAAAGUGUAUUUUGAAUGUUGGAUACUUAAUAACAUAACUUUGAUGACAUCCAUGUUUAAUUUGUUUGUAAUAAUUUAAAUAAAAGAUC
Lactuca saligna is the source of this 938-nucleotide messenger RNA. Lineage: Eukaryota; Viridiplantae; Streptophyta; Magnoliopsida; Asterales; Asteraceae. The record is from the annotation of a GenBank genome assembly.